GUGUGUGUGUGUGUGUGUGUGUGUGUGUGUGCGUGCGCGCAGCGUUACCUGGUAUGAAUUGCAGCCCCGGGACUGGACGCCCCAGCCUUACACAUCCCCAGAGGAGCUGCCUGAGGAGAUGCCGGAUUCACUUCGUACGCAUAUUGAAUCAGCCCUCGCCCAAUCUUAUCCAAUGCUGUUCCUAUGGGUGUCCUGCACGGGGAAAUAUCCUGCCGAUAAGGAGUUCCUGGGUCCGGUGGAGCUCAGUCCGUGGCAGGGUUUUCCACUUUAUUACUUCCCAGUGCGGACUUCGUCUCGGGCCCCGAUACUCGGACUCCUUCUCAAACAUCCCGAAUACGGCAUGCUGAUCAGCAUAGAGUGCCACUUCUGGGCUAAGAACCUCAAGACGCCGCAUGUCGCCGCCCGCAUCGAAUUUAUCAGGUAAUGACAGCCUCCACGGGCGCCUGGUGCGGCGGCGCUUGCGGUGGCUGCGGGACUGGCGAGGGGCUUCUCCACGCAUGGGAUUUUCAAUAUAGUACAUGUCAGUCCGUGCCAUAAAUGAGUGUGAUUGA
Portunus trituberculatus (swimming crab) is the source of this 551-nucleotide messenger RNA. RefSeq names its product sodium/potassium-transporting ATPase subunit beta-2-like. Gene Ontology annotation, cellular component: sodium:potassium-exchanging ATPase complex. The coding region runs from base 119 to 424 and encodes 101 amino acids. Gene Ontology annotation, biological process: sodium ion transport; potassium ion transport. The transcript is spliced from 3 exons. The record is from RefSeq and is a predicted model, not a curated record. Lineage: Eukaryota; Metazoa; Arthropoda; Malacostraca; Decapoda; Portunidae.